Molecule: messenger RNA, 1393 nt
Organism: Gracilinanus agilis (Agile Gracile Mouse Opossum)
Lineage: Eukaryota; Metazoa; Chordata; Mammalia; Didelphimorphia; Didelphidae
Product: partner of Y14 and mago-like
Exons: 3
Coding region: 341-958 (205 amino acids)
Biological process (GO): exon-exon junction complex disassembly
Cellular component (GO): cytoplasm; exon-exon junction complex
Molecular function (GO): RNA binding
Source: RefSeq, a predicted model, not a curated record
UUGGGCCGGAAGGGAGCGUAGGCGAGGUCAGCGAGCCCAGCCCCUACGGGGAGACUAAUCCAAGGUCACUGGGAGAAGUAGCAGGAGGAGGCGCGGGGUCAGGAUUUGAACCAAGAUCUUCGGCCUUGGCUGAACUGGGGACGCUCGUGGCAGCCGCCCCAGAGACGGGGGCGGAAGCCAGCCACGAGGACCUCGGCGUCCCGGCCCCAUCCUCCGGAGAGAAACGGCCUCAGGCCUCCUCUUUCAUUCAUUCCACAGACACUGAGAGCGCACGCUGCCGGCUACGGCCUGCAGCGUUCCCUUUCCUCCCCUCCGCCUCUGCGGCACUGCCAGGCCAGGGAUGUCGUCCAUCCGCCAGCCCGCUCCUGAGGACGAACUGAAAGGUAAAUAUAUUGCUUCGACCCAGCGGCCAGACGGGACCUGGAGGAAGCAGCGUAAAGUAAAAGAAGGCUACGUGCCUCAGGAGGAGGUUCCUGUGUAUGAAAACAAGUAUGUCAAGUUCUUCAAGAGUAAACCAGAGCUGCCCCCUGGGUUGAGCCUUGAGGCCAGUGUCCCUACCCCACCAAGGCUCGAGGGGGGUGAGCCAGGCCUCUCUAAAACUGCCAAACGCAACCUCAAACGCAAGGAGAAGAGGCGACAGCAGCAAGGGAAGGGGGCAGUAGAGACCUUGAGCCGGACUCUGGAUAAAGUGUCUUUGAAGGAGCCGGCACAGCCGACCAGCAUUCCCUCUGGUCCCCGAGCCACCCCUGCGACAAACCCUGACAAACCGGAUACGCUCUCUGCCACCGAUAAAGCCAAGAAGAUCAAGAACCUGAAGAAGAAACUCCGUCAGAUAGUUGAACUGCAGCAGCGGAUUCAGACUGGGGAGAUCAGCCAUCCUAGCAGAGAGCAAUUAGAAAAACUGGCCAGGAGGGGGGCAUUAGAAGAGGAAUUGGAGGACUUGGAAUUAGGCUUAUGAGGCUCCUCACGGACCAGGAAUAGACUGUAGGAUGAGCCGUGACGUUCCCUCAGAGGGACUUGGGGACUGUGGCAGCAGUAGCAGCCAGGAGAGACUCUCCUGCUCUCUGCCCUCCUACUCUUGCCCCGCCGCCUCUGGCCCAGCCUUUCCUUCCAGAGCCUCGCCUCCAUUAAUCCUCACCUUGAGCCCUUACUUUUUGGACUCUACCCUUCCCUUUCCCUGUGUCCGGAAUCUCAGUGACUGUCCCAGGUACCACUCUUCCUGGCUUCGGGUUUUUCUUUUUUUAUUUGGGUGGUUGGGGAGGAUGGGUCAGGGUCUCAGGAAGGGCUGAACUUAGGGUGGGGAUGGGUGACCACAAACUCUUGGAUUUUUGGUUCCUGUUUAGUGUUUGGGGGUUAUUUCCACUCUACCCCCUUCCUUCCAACCCCUUCCCUU